UGACAUUACACGUGGUUGCAGCCCGCCUGCCCCAACCGGGUCGACAGCGGUCUCGCGCACGUCCACGACAGUGCCUCUACUCAGCUACCUAGGCCUCUUGUGACACUGAGAAGCUCCCCCAAAAGGCCAGCAACGCGAAACAAAAGGAACAUGUACCAGUCGCUCGCACAGAAGCGAACAAUGUCGUGGGCAGCCGCCGAAUUGCUUACCGACCGAGGUGCCGUGGAUGCGAACUGCCAGCCACCAACGACAACAAACGGCCCCACCCGACACGGUCUUGGCCUGAGGGGAAAGAGGAGACGAUGGAGACGAGCUUGGGAACAUUAGGAAGCUGAGCCCGAGCAGACACGUCGAAGAAUGGUCAGCGAUGUGAAUCGGGCCCGCCUCUCUGGAGCAUAUGACGGGCGCUUGUCGAAUGGGGGGCUGUCAAAACGACAAAAAAUCGGUGGUCCUUCCCCAGAUUCCCCAGCCCUCCCCGGUUCCCCAACUUGUCUCCCCCGCAGGCCUUCCCCAGAGUAGAGUCUUGGACUGGAGAAGGCGGAGAUGAAGGCGAGGCGAUGGGAUUUUCGGGCAUGUAUAAAUAAUACGGCGCUAUCGCUGCGACCUGGCGUCUUUGGCCUUUCUGACUUGUCCGUCAUCCACUGUAUCUGUCGGGGCACUGGAAACAGCCCACGGUGAACACACCUCAGCGGCAGAGACGCACUCCUGUCCAGAAACAAUCGUCGUCGAGCGACCGUCUACACGACCGAAAAAAAAAUCAAAAGCAGCGGAACGCCAUGGACAAGGAAAAGGGCAAGCAGGCGCCCAUCGUGGCGGCCGAGGACGACGGCGGCCCCGCGGACGACGUGGCGGUCGAGAAGGAGCGUAUCCACAACCUCGAGGCCAUGAUCGAGGGCGCCAAGCGGGCGACCGAGAACGAGCACAAGAUGGGGCUGUUUGAGGCGCUGCGCAUGUACCCCAAGGCGUCGGCGUGGAGCAUCCUGAUCUCGGUCGCCGUCAUCAUGGAGGGGUUUGACGUGGUGCUUCUCAGCAACUUUUACGCCUACCCAGAGUUCAAAAAGAGCUUCGGCAACCCGACCGGCAACGGCGACUACCAGCUCCCCGCACAGUGGCAGGCCGGGCUGAGCAACGGCGUCGCGUGCGGGCAGAUCUUCGGCCUGCUGAUCAACGGUAUCAUCGCCGAGCGCUGGGGCUACCGCAAGGUCUACAUCGGCUCCAUGGUGUGCCUGACGGGCUUCAUCUUCCUCUUCUUCUUCGCCAACAGCCUGCCCAUGCUCCUCGCCGCCGAGGUCCUCUGCGGCAUCCCCUGGGGCAUCUUCCAGACCCUCACGACCUCGUACGCGGCCGAGGUGGCGCCCGUGGCGCUGCGCGCCUACCUCACGACCUGGGUCAACGCCUGCUGGGGCAUCGGGCAGCUCGUGUCGGUCGGCAUGCUGCGCGGGCUGCUGUCGCGCACCGACGAGUGGGGGUGGCGCAUCCCCUACGCGCUGCAGUGGGUGUGGCCGCCCAUGCUGAUCGUGGUCGCGGCCCUGGCGCCCGAGUCGCCGUGGUGGCUGGUGCGCCGCGGCCGCAUAGACGACGCGCGCGCGAGCCUGCGCCGCCUGGCCGCCGCGUCGGCCAGCGCCGAGAGCCUGGACCAGACGGUCGACAUGAUGCAGCACACGAUCCGGCUGGAGAAGGAGGUGCAGCAGGGCGCGAGUUAUAUCGACUGCUUCCGCGGCGCCGACCUGCGCAGGACCGAGUGCACCGUCGGCGCGUGGGCGUGCCAGCAGCUGUGCGGGAGCGCCUUCAUGAGCUACUCGACCUACUUCUUCCAGCAGGCCGGCAUCCCCGUCUCGGCGAGCUUCAGCCUGACCAUGGGGCAGUACGCUAUUAAUACGGGCGGCGUGGUGAUUGCGUGGCUGCUCAUGGGCUCGCUUGGAGUUGGGAGGCGAACCCUCUACCUCUGGGGUGCCGUCUGGAUGUUCGUUGUGCUCAUGCUCGUCGGCGGCGUGGGCGAGCUCGGCACCACGCCCGCGUCGUGGGCGGCCGGGUCGCUGCUGCUCGUGUGGUCCGUCAGCUACCAGUUCACCGUCGGCACCAUCUGCUACUCGCUCGUGACCGAGUACCCGUCGCGCCAGCUGCUCAUCAAGACGCUCAACCUCGGCCGCGCCACCUACUGCGUCCUCAACAUCGUCAAGAACUCCUUCAUGCCCUACAUGCUCAACCCGACCGCCUGGAACUGGAAGUCGCGCACCGCCUUCUUCUGGGCUGGGCUGGACCUUCUGGUCAUUGUGUGGGUCUACUUUCGCCUGCCCGAGCCGACGGGCUUUACGUAUGCCGAGCUGGACAGGCUCUUCGAACUUGGCGUACCCGCCCGCAAGUUCCAGUCGGUCGGCAUCGACGUGUUCCGCAAGGACGACGAGCGCCUCACCGUCGCGAAGGACGCCGUGGCCCGCGCGCAGUUGGGGUCGGCGGCAGGGGAGAAGCCCGAGGUUGAGGGUCGUGAGAAGGCAUGAAUGGAUUGGGGGAUUCCGGUCUGUCUGUGCAAUGAGAUAGCUCUAACCGCCCCUCAUAUGUGCUUCCCUCGAACGGAAAGCCCGGGGGGACGUCAAACCCAAACGAACAAACCCUGUUGCGCCACCCU
Gaeumannomyces tritici R3-111a-1 is the source of this 2626-nucleotide messenger RNA. RefSeq lists its product as hypothetical. Gene Ontology annotation, biological process: transmembrane transport; carbohydrate transport. The transcript has 5 exons. The record is from RefSeq and is a predicted model, not a curated record. Lineage: Eukaryota; Fungi; Ascomycota; Sordariomycetes; Magnaporthales; Magnaporthaceae. Gene Ontology annotation, molecular function: carbohydrate:proton symporter activity. The coding region runs from base 777 to 2498 and encodes 573 amino acids. Gene Ontology annotation, cellular component: membrane.